Messenger RNA from Triticum dicoccoides, 663 nucleotides. RefSeq names its product zinc finger protein 3-like. The transcript has a single exon. The coding region runs from base 72 to 536 and encodes 154 amino acids. Lineage: Eukaryota; Viridiplantae; Streptophyta; Magnoliopsida; Poales; Poaceae. Gene Ontology annotation, molecular function: DNA-binding transcription factor activity. The record is from RefSeq and is a predicted model, not a curated record.
GGCUCUGUUUCUCUCACGCGCGACACAGAAGCAUCACACGUAGUCACUUACUGUAGGUCUCUGUGCCUUCAAUGGAACAGGUAAACUGGGAGCAGGGCGAGCAGGAGCUCAACCUUGAGCUCACCCUCCGCAUGACCUGGGCGACGGCGGCGGAGGCGGAGGCGGAGCAGGGCGGCUUCUUCCUCUGCGUCUACUGCGACCGCAUGUUCCGCAGCUCCCAGGCGCUCGGCGGCCACCAGAACGCGCACAAGCACGAGCGCAGCGUCGCCAAGCGCCGGCGGGAGAUCGCCGCCAGCACGCGCGCGCAUGGGCCGGGCGGCGCGCCUGCCGCGGCGCACGACGCAAGGCCGGGCGGGUACGCCGGUGACAGCGACUUCAUAUCCGCCGAUGUGAAGGCGAGGACAACGGAGCCGCUCAACACCGCUGCUCCGAUGCUUGCUGAGAUGGCGCGCAAGCGCGGCAGGGCCCCGUCGGAGUACGGCGACGGUGCCUUCGAGCACGCCGCCGACGAGGUGGACCUGUCUCUCAGGCUAUGAUCGGAUCCGCUGAUUCGUCACUCGACAACUUUACUUGAUUGCUAGCAUUUCCUUUCGGUAUGCCAAUGUCUGCUUUGCGGUUCAUGUGAAAUGAAUUGUUUGUUUCAGACUCUUGUGUGUUGGAUAA